Messenger RNA from Solanum tuberosum (potato), 2015 nucleotides. Its product is annotated as pre-mRNA-splicing factor CWC22 homolog. The transcript has a single exon. Lineage: Eukaryota; Viridiplantae; Streptophyta; Magnoliopsida; Solanales; Solanaceae. The record is from RefSeq and is a predicted model, not a curated record. Gene Ontology annotation, cellular component: catalytic step 2 spliceosome. The coding region runs from base 449 to 1999 and encodes 516 amino acids. Gene Ontology annotation, molecular function: protein binding; RNA binding. Gene Ontology annotation, biological process: mRNA splicing, via spliceosome.
ACUACAGAGAAGGAAUUUUUAUGAGGAAAUCGAAAAUCAAAUGGAUUUUGCUGUGAAUAUAGUGCGUUUGAAAAUUGGAGGAAAUGUGAGAGAAGGAGAAAAAUAUAUAUUUUUGAUAAGAGUAAAUUUCGGAUAUUAAAAAGGAAUAAAUACAAAAUAAAACUGUUUAACUGUAUAUACCUUUUAAUAAAUAGGCUAUAAAAGGUGAAGUGUGUUAUAAUUGGUAAGUUUAUAGGGUAAUAUAAGUAAAUAUUUAAUAAUAUUGUUUUUAUAGUAUUGAUCCCACGUAAUUUUCCCUUUUCGAAAUCCUAUACGAAAAGGAAUAGUAAACCUAAUCAAAUUAGGAACUAACGCGCACACAACUAUAAAAGGGACUCAACACACUCACUUUUUCAUACUUAUUUUCUUUGUCAAUCUCCUCUCUUUUUUUUCCUUCCCUUUUUGUGGCAUGGAAGAAAGCCUAGAGUACCAAAAGAAGAGUUGGAUUGCUCUAAAAAAGAGCAUAAAUGGGCUGCUCAAUAAAAUCAAUAAAGCCAACAUAAAACACAUCAUUCCUGAAUUGUUUGAAGAGAAUUUAAUUCGUGGUAAGGGCUUGUUUUGCAGAUCAAUUAUGAAAUCACAAUUGAAUUCUGCUAUUUUCACAGAUGUUUUUGCAGCAUUGAUAGCCGUUGUUAACACAAAAUUCCCACAAAUUGGUGAACUUCUGUGUAAGAGGAUCAUUCUGCAAUUGCGGAGGGCCUAUAACAAUAAUAAUAAACCUCAGAUGUUAGCAUCUGUAAAAUUUAUUGGUCAUCUUGUCAAUCAGCAAGUUGUUCACGAACUUGUGGCUUUGGAAUUAGUUACUCUUUUACUCGAGAAACCUACUGAUGAUAGUGUUGAUGUUGCCGUUGGUUUCGUUAAGGAAUGUGGUUCGAUGCUUCAGGAUCUGUGUCCCUUAGGGUUGCACGCUAUUUUUGAGAGAUUCAGAGGAAUACUUCAUGAAGGAGAAAUAGAUAAAAGGGUUCAGUUCUUAAUUGAAGACCUUUUUGCAUUGCGGAAACACAAGUUUCAGCCAGCUGUUCCUCCAGAACUUGACCUUGUUGAGGAGGAAGAUCGAUUAACACAUGAAAUCUCUCUCGGAGACAAAGUGGACGAGCAAAUUGAAUUGGAUGUUUUCAAGCCGGAUCCUAAUUUUGUUGAAAAUGAAAAUAAGUAUGAACAACUACAGAAGAGGAUUCUAGGUGGUGGUGAUCAGGACGAAGAUUCUGAGGAUGACGACGAAUCUAAGGACGAGGACGAGCAACAGAUGGAAAUUGAAGAUGAGACAGAGACAAACUUGAUCAAUCUUCGGAGGACGAUUUACUUAACGAUUAUGUCAAGUGCUGAGUUUGAAGAAGCAGGGCACAAGCUGUUGAAAAUCAGACUAGAGCCUGGUCAGGAGAUGGAGUUAUGCAUAAUGUUAUUGGAGUGCUGCAGUCAGGAGAAGACUUCUCUCCAUUACUAUGCACUUCUGGGGCAGCGGCUAUGCAUGAUCAACAAAGUUCACCAGAAGAAUUUUGAGAAAUCAUUCAUGCAACAAUACUCGAUGAUCCACCAACUUGAAACUAAUAAACUGCGUAAUGUGGCAAAGUUUUUUGCUCAUUUACUAGGCACUGAUGCACUGCCUUGGCAUGUUUUGGCUUAUUUAAGAUUGACAGAAGAGGAUACUACAUCUUCUUCUCGUAUAUUCAUCAAAAAUUUAUUCCAGGAGUUGUCAGGGCACCUUGGCAUCCGUAUGCUGAAUGAGCGUCUUAGUGACCCCUCUAUGCAAGAGUUGUUUGAGUCAAUAUUUCCAAAGGAUAGUCCUAAAAAUAUGAGGUUUGCUAUCAACUUCUUCACAUCCAUUGGUCUGGGUGGGAUAACUGAAAAUCUGCGAGACUAUCUGAAGAACAUGCCAAGGCUUAUCUUGCAGCAAGACAAACGUGUUUCCAGAUCAAGUGAAUCAGUUGAUGAUCGUCCAAGGAAGAGGAGGAGAAGUUAGGUAGUAAAUUGCUUUU